Molecule: messenger RNA, 2310 nt
Organism: Micromonas pusilla CCMP1545
Lineage: Eukaryota; Viridiplantae; Chlorophyta; Mamiellophyceae; Mamiellales; Mamiellaceae
Exons: 1
Coding region: 1-2310 (769 amino acids)
Molecular function (GO): protein binding; GTPase activator activity
Source: RefSeq, a predicted model, not a curated record
AUGGGAGCCGACGAGAGGGCGUGGCCCGAGAGCGACGCGAGCCGGCGGCGGUCGCUCGACGCGUCCGACGCGACGCGCGCGGCGUCCGUCUCGGCCGCUGCCUUAACGAACGAAAUCCUCGCCGAACGGCUGCCGCACGACCUCAUCGCCUCCGUGUUCGCCGCGCUGCCGCCGCCGUCGCGCGCGCGGUGCGCGGGCGUCUGCAAGGCGUGGCGCGCGCUCAUGCGCGAGCUCCCGCCGGAGCAGCUCUGGAGAGAGCUCGACUUCGCGACCGAGACCGACGGCGCGUUCAAGGUGCGAACGCCUUUUUCGCGCGAGAGGGGGAGGACCCGUCGCGCGGCGCGGCGUAAAAGAUUCCGCGCACUCGUCCCUCCGCCGCUGACCCGCCCUCGCGCCCCGCGUACUUCACCGCAGCUGAACAAAGAGUCGUUCGCCGCCGCGACGAGGAUGGCGCGAGGAAAGCUUCGCGUCAUCAAAGUCCCCGGCGACGCGGGCAUCUCGCGCGCGUCGCUCGUGAGCGUCCUGCGCGCGAACCGAGAGACGAUGCGCGAGCUCCACGCCGUCGCCGACGCCGCCGGCGAACGCGGGUUCUGGACCCCGAAGCACGUCCACGACGCGAUGUGCGCGGUCGGUCCAAAGUUCCGCAGACUCGUCGUGGACAUCAAGUCCCGCGGCGUCUGCGCGGCGCUGAUACACCAGCUCGGCUCGCCGCUCGUCCGCGUGCGUCGCCUGGACGUUCGCCGCGCCGCGCUCGGGUUCGAAGAGAAGGAGAAGCUCUUCGCCGCCGUCGCGCGGCUGCGAUCAGAGACCGCGUGCGAACUGAAGAGGAUCGCGUCCGCGCCGUCGCUGCUCGACCUCGCGGCGUUCGGGAAAGAGUCGGAGGAGGCGGAGGCGGAGGUCGACGCGUUGCGGCGUCUGACGCUCGCGUCGUGCGGCUUGACCGCCGGCGACGCGAGAGCGCUCGCGCGCGCGAUCGACGAGCGCGUCGACCCGUGGGGCGGCGAACGCGACCACCGCGACGCGACGCCGUCGAGCUCGAGCUUCGCGCCCGCGAUGGACCUCGAUCUCGCGGAUAACCACGGGAUCGGGUGCGACGGCGUCAGAGCGCUCGCGCCGCUCGUCGCGUCCGGCGCGGUGCGCGCGUUGGACUUGGAAAAUUGCGGCGUCGGCGAAGCCGGCGCGGUCGCGUUAGGCGCCGCGCUCGCGUCGCCGUCGUGCGCGCUGACGCACCUGUGCGUGAGCAGAAACUUCAUCGGCGCGGUUGGGAUGGACGCGAUCGCGGUCGGACUGCGUCGCGGCCCGGGGGGGAUGCGAGAGCUGCGCGCGUCGCACAACGCGUUCGGCGACGCGGGCGCGACGUCCUUCGCCGCCGCCAUCCGUCAUUCGUCGGGCGGCGCGUUCGAGAUGCUCGAAGUCCUCGACGUCGGCGUGAACGGCAUCGGCGCGGACGGCGUCGACGCGCUCGCGCGGGCGCUCUUUCACGACGAUGGCACGAGCGCGGUCCCAGCGCUGCGCGAGCUGCGGUUGGAAGGGAACCCGAUCGGCGCCAGCGGCGCGGCGGCUCUCGCGGCGGCGGCGACGACGGCGUCGACGCGCGACGCGAGCUUGACCACGCUCGGCCUGAGCGCGACGCGGUUAGGUCUGCACGGCGCGGUCGCGGUCGCGAGCGCGGUCGCGUGCGCGAGCGGGAGGUUAUCGCGCGUGAAGCACCUGGACUUGAGCGCGAACGACAUCGGCGAGAGCGGGUCCAACGGCGGCGGCGCCGGCGACCUCGACCUCGACCUCGACCUCGACCUCGACCUCGACCUCCUCGCGACGAACGCCGACGCGCGCGGCGCGGAGACGCCCCCGCGGUCGCGGCCGUGCGCGCUCACGACGCUCGCGUCCGACCUCGCGUCCGCGCCGAGCCUCGUCCGCGUGAACCUCGGGUACAACUCCCUCGGCGACGUCGGCGCCGGGGCGUUUUCGACGUCCAUCGCCGCCGCCGCGCUCACGCGCGCGUUCACCGAGCUCGACCUGCAGCGGAACAGCAUCGGGGACGAGGGCGCGGCCGCGCUCGCGAGGGCGCUGAACGGGAUCGCGUCCACGACGCGCGGCGCCGGCGUGCGCAUGGACGUGCGGUCGAACUCGAUCGGCCCGAGAGGGAUGGAGGAGUUGCGGGAACACGUCGAGCGCGGCGUCAUGAUCUCGAAUUUCAUGCCCGCGCCGUUGCCGCGUCGGCGGGGGAGGGACGUCAGGACGCCGUCGCCGGUGGAGGGGGAGGACGAUGACGUCGUCGCGAACGCGAUGGUCGAGCCCGUGGGGGCGUAG